GCGAGAAAGGGCCCGGUCGCGCCGAGGCUCGAGCGGCCGUCGCCAUUUUGUAAGGUUCUCUCUGACGCGGGAGCCGCCGCCGCCGCCGCCGCCACCCGGAGGCUCUCGUCACGAUGGUGAAGCUGUUCAUCGGAAACCUGCCCCGGGAGGCCACCGAGCAGGAGAUCCGCUCGCUGUUCGAGCAGUACGGGAAGGUGCUGGAGUGCGACAUCAUUAAGAACUACGGCUUUGUGCACAUAGAGGACAAGACGGCGGCCGAGGAUGCCAUCCGCAACCUGCACCACUACAAGCUCCACGGCGUGAACAUCAACGUGGAAGCCAGCAAGAAUAAGAGCAAGGCUUCAACCAAGCUGCACGUGGGCAACAUCAGCCCCACCUGCACCAACCAGGAGCUGCGGGCCAAGUUUGAGGAGUACGGGCCUGUCAUCGAGUGCGACAUCGUCAAAGAUUAUGCCUUCGUGCACAUGGAGCGGGCGGAGGACGCGGUGGAGGCCAUCAGGGGCCUCGAUAACACAGAGUUCCAAGGCAAGCGAAUGCACGUGCAGUUGUCCACCAGCCGGCUUAGGACUGCGCCCGGGAUGGGAGACCAGAGCGGCUGCUAUCGGUGCGGGAAAGAGGGGCACUGGUCCAAAGAGUGUCCAGUAGACCGUACAGGCCGCGUGGCAGACUUCACUGAGCAGUACAAUGAACAGUAUGGAGCAGUGCGCACCCCUUACACCAUGGGUUAUGGGGAAUCCAUGUAUUACAACGACGCCUAUGGAGCACUGGACUACUAUAAGCGCUACCGAGUCCGCUCUUAUGAGGCAGUGGCGCAGCUGCCGCAGCUUCCGCAUACAACUACGCAGAGCAAACCAUGUCCCACCUGCCUCAGGUCCAGAGUACGGGAGUUACCAGUCACCUCAACUCCACUUCUGUCGACCCCUAUGACAGACACCUACUGCAGAACUCUGGCGCUGCCGCCACCUCGGCUGCUAUGGCUGCUGCCGCUGCCACCUCUUCCUCCUACUACGGAAGGGACAGAAGCCCACUGCGUCGUGCUGCAGCUGUGCUCCCCACAGUUGGAGAGGGCUACGGUUAUGGGCCAGAGAGCGAGCUGUCUCAGGCUUCAGCAGCUGCACGGAAUUCUCUGUAUGACAUGGCCCGGUAUGAGCGGGAGCAGUAUGUGGACCGAGCACGGUACUCAGCCUUUUAAAAACUGGAGGUAGGAUAAUUGCGGACUGAACCCUCGGGCUGCGGUCAUAUAUGAGAACUUGCUCCGCGCGGUCCCCUUUGCCGGGAUGUUUCCAUUGCUUCAUGUUUCAGUAAACAAAGGAGUUUGUGACCAACUAUGUUUUCUUUCUUAAUUUAAUUCUUCUAAGUUGACUUUUCUUUCCUCCUGAUACUUGUCUCUGUAGCCUUUCACUCUGUUCCUUAUUCUCAGCCUCUGAGCAGCCCUAGGUAAGGAAUAUGCUGGCAUCCCCUUUUUCCUGUACAGUGGAACCCUUCUUAUCUGGCUUUCCCUAGGAGUUGAACCCUUCUCCCUGCCUACCUCCAGCAUCUCCUCUCCCUUUAAAAUUACCAUGUAGUGGCAAGCAGCCUUUUAUUCUUCUCUGUUAGCUCUGGACUCUAACACUGAAGCUAAUCUUUCAGAAUUGCUAGGACCAUUGGGGGUUUUGUUGUUUUGUUUGUUUUGGUUUUUUUUUUUUUUUUUUUUUUAAUGUCUGACUUGUGAUCGUGGUACAGUAUUAGCUGAAAUUUAGACUUGUUUUAUUCCACUCCUCCCCCUUUUUUUUAUUUUUUGACAAAUAAACGUUUCUAACACUUAA
Lepus europaeus (European hare) is the source of this 1805-nucleotide messenger RNA. Its product is annotated as RNA-binding protein 4B-like. Gene Ontology annotation, biological process: mRNA splicing, via spliceosome. Lineage: Eukaryota; Metazoa; Chordata; Mammalia; Lagomorpha; Leporidae. Gene Ontology annotation, molecular function: zinc ion binding; RNA binding. The record is from RefSeq and is a predicted model, not a curated record. Gene Ontology annotation, cellular component: nuclear speck.